This is a messenger RNA of Odobenus rosmarus divergens (Pacific walrus), 15678 nucleotides long. It is a transcript of the gene RNF213, whose product is annotated as ring finger protein 213. Gene Ontology annotation, molecular function: ubiquitin-protein transferase activity; ATP hydrolysis activity; metal ion binding. Gene Ontology annotation, biological process: sprouting angiogenesis; ubiquitin-dependent protein catabolic process; negative regulation of non-canonical Wnt signaling pathway. NCBI's taxonomy places the organism in Eukaryota, Metazoa, Chordata, Mammalia, Carnivora, Odobenidae. Bases 1 to 15678 code for a protein of 5225 amino acids. The transcript is spliced from 68 exons. Gene Ontology annotation, cellular component: cytosol; nucleolus; membrane. The record is from RefSeq and is a predicted model, not a curated record.
AUGGAGUGUCUUUCGUGUGGGCAUGUCUCCAAAGAUGAAGCCCCCAAGUUCUGCAGCCAGUGUGGACAGAGGCUGCUUCCGGCAGCCCCCGUAGCCGAUUCUGAGAACAACAAUCCUGAGGCAAUGCCGGCCCCAGAGGAAAAAAUGGAGCAUGGGCAGGAGCUGAGAGAGGAUGGUGGCCCUUUCUUGUCCCAGGGCUCAAGUCAUCUCCCGCGGGAAGAUCUGGAUGAGCCCCCUUCCAGCGUCUCCUUGGCCCGCCGAAGAAGCAAAAGGAAGAGAGGGAAGAAGAGAAAGAACCAGAAUGCCUCCACUUCUGCAGAGCUGGACUCCUUGUUGGAGGCUUCCUCCAUCCCCAGUAGUGUCAGCUCGCUUGCAAACCCCAGCUUCCAGGACUCAGCCCCACCCCAGAGCCGGGCUCCGCAAGGUGGUCAGACCAGCCAGCCGAGCCAGCCCCCAAGCGCCACCCCGACGCCACAGGAGGAUGGUGACUGCCCAGAGCCCGUGGGGCAUGUCGAGGCUGGCAGCAGCCCUCUGCAGGACCAGCCCGGGGGAGGUGUCCUCCCGAACGGGAAGGACCAUGACACCCCCGAGCCCUACCAGGGCAGAGGCCCCCCCCAGGAGGGGGCUGGCCCAACCACCUCUGCCAGCAAAGACUGUCCUGGCAAGGAAGGUGCUGCUCAGGAGCUCCUGCCACCUGAGUCCAAGCGGGGCUCUGAGCCCAAGAAAGAACCACAGACUGCUGCGCAGCAGGCCGGGGCCCGUGCGUCUGGGGAAAUUGCUGCUAUAGCCCAGCCGGCUGAGCCGGUGGGAGGGGCUGGGGAAAAAGUGAAAGCCAAGACUCAGAACAAGAAACAGCCGCCAGCAAGUGCCCCUGCUUCCCCAGAACACCGCCAGGAAGCUAAAACCAAGAAGACAGCUGUUACUGGAGACAAAGCAGGUGGAAGUGAGAAGGCCAAGCCAGAGGGUUCGAAGAAGCCAGAAGGGAAUAACAAGAGUUGGGUGGCCGCUGUGAAAAAUGAGAAGGAGCAACGGAACCGCAAAGCCGGAGGGUGUGAAGUGAAGGAGAGCCCACUGAGUCUGCAGGAAGGAAUCACGGUAUACUUCCAUGCAAUCAUCUCUAAGGAUUUCAGCUUUGACCCCAGCCUCCACAAAGUGUUUGUCAGGGGGGGAGAAGAAUUUGGGAAGACCAAGUGGAAUUAUAAUGUCUGUGAGAUGCACUGCACCAAAGACCUGCAUGAGAACGGGUUCCUCGUGGAAGGCAGUGCUGUCCUGUCCCAGCAGCACGUGAAUAAACCCAUUCCUUACAAGUACGUCAUCAUGCGCAGCAAGGGCCACGUCGAAUAUGAGUACAUCUACAAACGUCAGCAGAGCAGUGAGCACGUCAACCGCUGCCUGCAGGUGGAGGCUACGCUUCUAGGCUCGGGAGACUGGCACCAGUACGAUGAUGUGGUUCAUAUGAGGUGCCCGGGGAUGCUUCAGAGGAUGAUGAAUUCUCUAACGGACGGUAUAAGGAAGGACGUGGUGAAGGGGAAGCAGAUCGCGGCCACCAUUAUGCUGAACAGCAUCUUCAGCAUCCUGCAGACCUGGAACGCCAUCAACCUGAAGAGCUUUUUUACCCAGUUCCAGCAGUUUUAUUUUGUCGUGAAAGUGCCCAUGAUCUACGAAGGCCAGGCACAGCCCUGGCACGCUCUGCAGUACGACGAGAAGGAGGUGAAGAGAAACCUGUGGGAGUAUUUGAAAAAACAAGCUGCGCCAUUUCUGGAAAGAAUUGGGAACCCUCUGCCUGAAGACAGCCCAGUGAGGAGUAAAUUGAGAAUGGGCCUGAUUAUCCUUUUUGCAGUGGAAAAAUUUGACAUUCCCUUAUCAGAGAAUGACCUGGUGUUGCUUUGUACCCUUCUUUGCUCGAACGCUUCUUCACCAGGUGACCUUGACAGUGACCUAAGGCACAUCUUUGGAACAUGUCACAGCUGGCGAGAGUUCUUGGUCAACCUGUGUCGACAGUGCAUAGCGAAAACAGUGGACCUCUGGGUGCUCACCCUGCCCGUCUUGCACUACUGCCUGGCAUCAUCCCCUCAAGGAAAGGACUCCACGAUGCAGCCUGAGGACACCUGGGCGGCCCUGGAAGGAAUCUCCUUCUCUGAGUUUCGGGAAAGAAGGCUAGAUCAGACACAGUUAGUUCAGCGCAUGGGAGAGCAGAGCUAUUUGCUGAACGUAGAUGCGUGUCUGUUCCGGUCCUGGUUCAGUCUGCUGCCUCUGAGCAACUUGGUUUCCUAUAUGAAGAACGUCAUAGACCAUCUGAGUCACUUCCCAGCUCGAAUCCUGGACUGCCUUCUAGGGACUUGGUACCGGCUUCAAGGGUUUACAGAAGUCUCUAGCAGAAAUCUGGAGAACAUUGAGGAAAUUUUUCAAUUGCUGUUACACCUCCUGGAUAUUUAUCAGGACAAGAUUCUUGAGGAGCCCUUGAUACAGUCCUACUUGACUGUGUGCCUGAGACUUCAUGAAACUAUCUGCAGAAUCACAAAAGACCAAAAGUUUUAUGAGCUGCCCGCCUUAUCUGCUGAGAUUGUUUGCAGAAUUAUUACACUUAAGCCUCUAGUGGAUUCAGCCGAAGGGCCGAGAAAGGAAGCCGGGAAGAUUUCUGUGCAAACAGUAUUCCAGGGGACAGUCACCAGGACAAGAACUUGGCUUCAGGGCAUUUUCCAGAAGUCCAUCUUUUGCCACACCUACUUGUCACCUGUCAUGUUCAGAUACCAGGAGGAAAUCAAGGUCUGGAGACGGCUGGCGGAAAUAAACUUCCCCGUGGAGUAUGGCUGGAAGGAGUCCUUGAUGGGGGACUUGGAAGGGAGAAUCAAACAGGAGAAGCCUCUCGUCCAGAUCUCCGCCUUUUGCAGCCCCUACUGGGAUGCCACGGGCCUAGAAGACAGCGUGUCGAAAUGCUUCGAGAAGUGUGUCAUUGAAGCAGUGAGCUCAGCCUGCCAGUCUCAGACCAGUAUUCUUGAGGGAAUCUCUUCUCAUGACCUGCGGAAAUUUGGCACUCUUGUGUCGGCUGUGAUCACUAAGUCCUGGCCGAGAAACAAUGGGGAGGCCGUGGAUGACCUGGAUGAGGUUUUAAAGCACCUGCUCACAUGGCCGGACAUCAAGCAUCUCUUCAAGUUGUGCAGAACCGAUGAGAAGUUAUUAGCCAGUGUUACCGAGGACAGCAGGAGGCUGUUGGCUAUCGCCGACUCUGUGUUCACGAAAGUCAGUGGGGACCUCCUGAAUGGCACCAUUUUAGUUGGACAACUGGAGCUCAUCACGAAGUGCGCAGAUCGGUUUCUGGACAUCUGGCAGAUAAAGAGAAAAGGUCUUUUACUCCAAGAGAAAAAGUACAAUAUGAAGGAAGUGCUGGACUGGAGAAAGGAUGAGCUGAAAUUUCUGACGAGAGAGAAGACAUGUGUGGACAGUCUCCUGAAGUUGUGUGAGAAGGUGAAACAUCUGAUAAAAGUGGAUGUGGAAGAGAUGGCAGAAAGACACUUGGAAGAUCUCGGCAGUAAAAAACUGAGUGACGCCGUGACAGUGAGGUUGUCACCCAGCUCCCCGGACGUGAAGAGGACAACGCAUUACGACCUGAGCCCCCAAGUCCAAGAGAUGGCCGAAAAGAUGGAGCAGCUAAAGGAGAGCCACAUCUUCCAGGUCUUCUGGGAAGACGCUGCAGAAGUGCUGAGUGGGCCCGAGGAAGAGCUGGAAAGGCAGAUUCUUCAGCCUGAGGAGGCCUAUAGAUCUCUGUUUCUCCCUUGUUUCAAGAAGUUUAUGAAACUAUAUGAGGAUCUGAGGUCAGGAGAGAUCACCCUUCAGGAGGUUGACACCACCUUCAAGGACUUUGUGAAUAAAUACAGCCACCUCGACACCGACCUCCAUCUUAUGUGUGUCCUGGACCCCAGCGACCAACAGGACUGGAUCAAGGAUCGCGUUGGGCAGAUCAGGGAGUACCAUCACCUGAACCAGGCUGUCAGCUCAGCCAAGGUCAUCUUGAAGGUCAAGGAGAAUUUGGGCCUGACCGGUGACUUUGGUGUUCUGCACACUUUGUUAAACUUUACUGACAACUUUGACACAUAUCGCCAUGAGAAGCUGGAGCGGAUCAGCAAGCAGCUUAUCCAUGCCAAAAAGCUGCUGCAGGACAUCAGUGAGACCCGGUCCCAGUGUCUGAGUGAGCUGUCCCUGAGCAAGGAGUUCAUCAGCUGGGUCCGGGAGGCUCUCGGAGGCAUCAACGAGCUGAAGGUAUUUGUGGACCUGGCCUCUAUCUCUGCGGGGGAGAAUGACAUCGACGUGGACCGGGUGGCCUGUUUCCACGACGCCGUGCAGGGCUACGCAUCGCUGCUGUAUAAGCUGGAUGCGAGUGCAGGAUUUGACGAGUUCAUGAUGCAUCUCAAAGAACUGUGGAAGGCUCUGGAGAAUGACCUGCACCUGCCCCAUAAACUGCGUGACUCUGCCAGGAACUUGGAGUGGCUGAAAACUGUGAAGGAAAGUCACGGGUCAGUAGAACUCUCUUCCCUGUCAUUGGCAACGGCCAUCAAUGACAGAGGCAUCUAUGUGAUCCGCGCCCCCACGGAUGGCCAAAAGAUCUCCCCAGACACGGUUCUGCAGUUGCUCCUGCCCGAGAGCCAUGGAGGCCAUGAGGAGGUGCGAGUCUACUCUUUGGAAGACCUCAAGGAGCUUUUGAACAAAUUGAUGUUGAUGUCUGGCAAGAAAGAUCACAGCAACGUUCAAGUAGAGAUAUUUUCCAAGGUGUUCUGCAACGUGCAGAGGCUUGUCCAAGCCUUCAUAAACCUUUACUGUGCUGGAAACAUGCUGUUCAGGGCCUGGGAUGCCAAGGUGUAUUGCUCCCCCUGGCACGGCGUCUCCAUUUGGAUGGACUUCUGCUUGGAGCCCAUAAGCCAGCUCAAGGACAGCGGGCCAGUGGCCGAGCUGUUGGAGGACAUCAGCAGGCAGAUGGAGCACUUCCUGGACCACUGGAAGGACUUCGUGGCAGAGAAGCGGGCCAAGCACUUUUAUCUCAACUACUACACCGCCGAGCAGCUGGUGUACCUGAGCACAGAGCUCAAGAGAGAGAUGCCCAGCAACGCCGCUCUCACCAUGCUGUCCUUCAUCAAAGGCAACUGCACCCCGAAGGACAUCGUGAAGGCCCUCGAGGGGCCCAGUGGUGAGGCUGCCAGGCACCACGAGAGCACGGUGGUUGAGGGGCUGCGACUCAUGCUCCUGCAUGAGUUCAGCCUGGUGGGCAAGCUGAGGGCCGUCAUGGAGCAGUCGAUGACAUGCAUGAGUGCCUUCCUGCCUCACUGCCUGGACCUGGAGACCCUUGGCCGCUGUCUGGCCCACCUGGGCUGGAUGAGCGGACGUCCCGUGGAGCGGCUCCUCCCCAAUGGCCUGUGCGCCGGCCAGCCCAACCUCCUCGUCUGUGGCCACUCUGAGGUGCUGUCGGCUGCCCUGGCCAUCUACAUGCAAACCCCGCACCAGCCGCUGCCCACCUUCGACGAGGUGCUGCUCUGCACCCCGGGAACCACGUUUGAGGAAGUGGCGCUACUCCUGCGCCGCUGUCUGACCCCCGGCUCCCGGGGACAGGGGAUCUAUAGCCUGCUGUACGUGGACCUGCUGAGCUACGAGGUGGCCUGCCAGGUGGAGGCGCUCUUCCUGAGGCUGUGCUCAAAGCCGCACCAUGAGGACUUCCAGCUGGUGAUGAUCUGUGACUCCGAGCGGGAACAUUGCCACCUGCCCUCGGCCUUCAGCCAGCACAAGGUCCUUGUCACCCCCCAGGCGCCCCUCCAGGACAUCCAGGCCUACCUGGCUCGGCAUUUCCAGGUCCCCGAGCACAUGCCAUCAGCUGCCAACGUGUUCCGGGACCGGAUGUGCGUGGGGAUCGUGGCCUCCAAGCGAGCGGGCGUUGGAAAGUCUCUCUAUGUAGAGAGAUUACAUAGAAAACUGAAAAUGAAGCUUAGAGGCAAAAAAGUGCCCCUAAAAGUGAUCCGACUAAUCGACCCUCAGGUGGAUGAGAACCAGGUUUUGCACUCCCUCCUGCCUUUCCUGGAGGCUGACGGCCAGACGAGACCCACAAUCUUCCACUUCGAUGUGACCUCUUCAGUGCAGACUGGACUUUGGGUGUUCAUUUUCAAACUCCUCAUCCUACGGUACUUAAUGGAUAUAAAUGGGAAAAUGUGGUUUCGGAACCCAUGCCAUUUAUACAUCAUUGAAAUCCUGGAAAGGACUCCAACGCUGCCCAAGACACCUUCAAGGCGGAGUACAUACACCCCCCACUUCAGUUUUCUUGAUGUCUUCCCAAAAGUCACCUGCCGGCCUCCCAAAGAAGUGAUAGACAUGGAGCUGAAUCCUGAAGAGAGCUACAGCGAUCCAGGGAUGGAUCAGAGAGUGUUCUGCAGCGAGACUUUCCAGAGGCCUUACCAAUAUUUGAAACGGUUCCAUGAGAAACAAAACCUAGACACGUUUCAGUACCAGGAAGGCUCCGUGGAAGGCACCCCUGGGGAAUGCCUCCAGUAUUUCCUAAUUUACUGCGGGUUGAUAAAUCCGUCCUGGUCAGAGCUACGGAACUUUGCUGGGUUCCUGAAUUAUCAGCUCAGAGAUUGUGAGGCCUCCCUCUUCUGUAACCCACAGGUGAUUGGAGACACACUGCAAGGCUUCAAGAACUUCGUGGUCACCUUCAUGAUCUUCAUGGCAAGAGAUUUCGCCACACCGACACUUGAUACAUCCGAUCAAAGCCCAGGGAGGCACACAGUCACCAUGGAUGGGGUCAGGGAAGAAGACCUAGCCCCUUUCACUCUCCGGAAGAGAUGGGAGUCAGAGCCUCACCCAUACGUGUUCUUCAAUGGUGACCACACGUCCAUGACCUUCAUAGGCUUCCACAUCCAGCCCAACAGGAAUGGCAGCCUUGACGCCGUUGAUCUCUCCAGAGGGAGGGUGAUCAAGAAAGACGUCAUAGGAAUGGAACUGUACCAGGGGCUGUUGCUCCAGAGGGUGCCCUUCAAUGUUGACUUUGAUAAGCUGCCCAGACAUGAGAAACUUGUAAAGCUCUGCCUGGCAUUGGGGAUCCAGUGGCCCAUGGACCCUGAUGAAACUUACGAGCUCACAAUGGACAAUAUGCUGAAGAUCCUUGCCAUUGAGAUGCGGUUCCGGUGUGGGAUCCCCGUCAUCAUCAUGGGAGAGACUGGCUGCGGGAAAACUAGGCUCAUUAAAUUCCUCAGCGACCUGCGACGCGGGGGUACCAAAGCCGAAACCAUGAAGCUGGUCAAGGUCCAUGGAGGAACCACUGCAGAGAUGAUCUACUCCAAAGUCCGGGAGGCAGAGAAACUUGCUAUCUUCAAUAAGGACCAACAUCAGCUGGACACCAUCUUGUUCUUUGAUGAAGCCAAUACAACGGAAGCCAUAAGCUGUAUCAAGGAAGUCCUGUGUGAUCGUACAGUGGGCGGCCAGCCCCUGGCCAAAGACUCGGGACUGCAUAUCAUAGCGGCCUGCAACCCUUACCGGAAGCACUCACAGGAGAUGAUCUGCCGUUUGGAGUCGGCCGGUUUGGGAUACAGGGUCAGUGCCGAGGACACGGCGGAGAGGCUUGGCUCCAUCCCCCUGAGGCAGCUGGUGUACCGAGUGCAUGCUCUGCCACCCAGCCUGAUCCCACUGGUGUGGGACUUCGGACAGCUGAAUGACACCGCCGAAAAUCUCUACAUCCAGCAGAUUGUGCAGAGGCUGGUGGACUCCAUUGGUAUAGAUGAAGAUGAGACUCGCGUGAUCACAGAAGUACUUUCUGCCUCUCAGGGUUUUAUGAGGACGAGAGUAAAUGAGUGCAGCUUUGUCAGCCUCAGGGAUGUGGAGCGCUGUGUCAAAGUGUUCACAUGGUUUUACAGCCACAGUAGGAUGCUCCUGUCAAAGCUGGAUUCCUUUCUCCAGGAGUCCCACGUCAGCAAAAACAACUUGGAGAGAGAUCCUGUCCUCUGGUCCCUGGUGCUAGCCCUCGGGGUGUGCUAUCACGCCUCUUUAGAACAGAAGGAAUCAUACUGGAGAGCCAUUUGCAGGCUCUUUCCGGAACCAUAUAAUGACAGCAAGGUUAUUCUGGAGGAGAUAACUCAAACACAGGGUCUUUUUCUGAACGGUGUGUCUUUAAGGAAAACCAUUGCUAAGAACUCAGCUUUGAAGGAGAAUGUCUUCAUGAUGGUUAUCUGCAUUGAGCUGAAGAUUCCCCUCUUCCUGGUGGGGAAGCCCGGCAGCUCCAAAUCUCUUGCCAAGACCAUCGUAGCAGAUGCCAUGCAAGGCCCGGCAGCUCACUCGGACCUCUUCCGGAGACUAAAGCAGGUCCAUCUGGUAUCAUUCCAGUGCAGCCCACACUCUACCCCCCAAGGCAUCAUAAGCACCUUCAGACAGUGUGCCCGCUUCCAGCAGGGGAAGGACCUACAGCAGUACGUCUCUGUGGUGGUGUUGGAUGAGGUUGGACUGGCAGAAGACUCGCCUAAAAUGCCCCUGAAGGCUCUGCACCCACUGUUGGAAUACGGAUGCAUUGAAGAUGAUCCUGCCCCCCAUAAAAAGGUUGGCUUCAUAGGCAUUUCCAAUUGGGCCCUGGACCCUGCCAAGAUGAACCGGGGUAUUUUUGUGUCACGCGGCAGUCCCAACAAGAAAGAGCUCAUAGAGAGUGCUAAGGGGAUUUGCUCUUCAGAGCCCCUUGUUCAACAAAGAGUCCAAGGGUACUUUGCACCCUUUGCCAGAGCCUAUGAAACAGUGUGUCAGAAGCAAGACAAGGAAUUCUUUGGGCUUCGUGACUACUAUAGCCUCAUCAAAAUGGUCUUCACCAAGGCAAAGGCUUCUAAUAAAGAGCCCUCCCCACGAGAUAUUACACAAGCUGUCCUUCGGAACUUCAGUGGCAAAGAUGACAUCCAUGCUCUGGACAUUUUUACAGCCAGUUUACCUGAGGCGAAAUGCUCAGAAGAAGUCAGCACCAUGCAGCUGAUCCAGCAGAACAUGUACAGUGACCUUCAGAAGGUGUCAGGCAAGGAGCUGGACGACUCUGAGUCCCGCUACCUGCUUGUGCUGACCAGAAACUACUCAGCCCUGCAGGUCCUGCAGCAGACGUUCUUCAGGAAGCACCAGCAGCCAGAGAUCAUUUUUGGUUCCAGCUUUCCCAAGGACCAAGAGUACACCCAGGUCUGUAGAAAUAUCAACCGAGUGAAGAUCUGCAUGGAAACUGGCAAGAUGGUGGUGCUGCUCAACCUACAGAGCCUCUAUGAGAGCCUCUACGAUGCGCUCAAUCAGUACUAUGUCUACCUUGGAGGCCAGAAGUAUGUGGACCUUGGUCUGGGGACCCAUCGGGUCAAAUGUCGGGUUCACCCAGACUUCCGCUUGAUAGUCAUUGAAGAGAAAGACGUUGUCUACAAACAUUUUCCCAUCCCUCUCAUUAACCGGCUGGAGAAACACUAUCUGGAUAUCAAUACCGUUUUGGAGAAAUGGCAGAAGAAUAUCGUAGAAGAGCUCAAGAGCUGGGUGGAGAAAUUUAUAGAUGUGAAAGCAGGGCAGUCUGUAGCCAGACACAAAUACAGCCCUUCUGAAGUCUUCAUUGGCUACCACCCGGACGCGUGUGCCUCUGUGGUGCUCCAGGUCACCGAGAGGCUAGGUCACAGCAUCUUGACUGAAGAACUGUACCAGAAGGUAUCUGAGGAGGCCCAGUUGCUACUGCUGGGUUGUGCCACGCCAGAUGCUGUGGUUAGGCUGGAUGCUGCCUCCCUGGGUAUGUUCGCCGCACAGUCCCUGUCUCAAGAAUACCACCACAGGCAGCAACAUAACUCCUUUGCAGACUUCCUUCAGGCUCAGCUUCGCACCAUGGAUCUGGAACGCCGUGUCAUCUUCACAGAGAUCACCACUUUCUCCAGACUGCUGACCAGCCGUGACUGUGAAAGUUUGGAAUCAGAAGUAAUGGAUGGAGCUCUGAGGCCCACGGUCCUGUCCCUGCAGCAGUUUGACACCGAGAGCUCAUUCCUCAGAAAAGUCCAAAACUGCUUAACUAACGUAGCCAGAUGUAAAAUCCUUAUUAUUCAAACGGAUUUUGAAGAUGGAGUCCGUAGUGCUCAGCUCAUCGCUUCAGCUAAGUAUUCUGCCAUAAAUGAAAUCAACAAGAUGCAAGGCAGUAAGGACUGCAUCUUGGUCUAUUUUAUCACAAAACUGUCCCGGAUGGGAAGUGGAGCAUCCUACGUGGGAUUCCAUGGAGGGCUGUGGCAGUCUGUGCACAUUGACGAUCUCCGGAAGUCCACGGUCAUGGUGUCAGAUGUGACGAAGUUGCAGGAUGUGGCCAUCAGCCAGCUCUUUAAGCCAGAAGGGAGCCCCGAGUUGGGGCACGAGUCCACGGGCACUGCCUGCUCCUUCCCACAGCCAGGCACUGGCCAGGAGUCCCACAUGGGAAAGCGGGUCUCUGUGGACGCGGCAGGCUGUGAAGUGGGGGUCUCUGCCAUGUGCCGCACCCUGGUUGCCGGGGCUGUGUCGGAGACAGGACACGGGGCCGGAGACGGCCGGGAGGAGGCAGAGGAAACCCAGCCUGCAGGGUCAGGGGAGGCGGCCAAGGCGGGCUUGGGAACAGAAGGCCCUGAGUUGUUGCGCAGCCGAUGCGCUGAGCGAGGCAGGAGUAAUAUCAUGGACACCACCAGCCUGCUGCAGAGCUGCAUACAGGGUGCCGUGGGCAUGCUCAGGGACCAGGAGGGCCGCCCUCGCAGCAUGCGGAGAGUGGAGAUUCUUCUCGGCCUCUUGAAUGAGGAUGACGCGGAGAAAGCUGCUUUCCUGCGGUUGUGCAAGGCACGCCUCUGUGCCCUCCUCGAGCAGCAGGAGGAGAACGGCUUCUUCAACGUGAAGGCGUGGGUGUCGAGGGAAGCCUUGAAUCAGGAUGCUCUCCAAGAGGCAGGCACAUUCAGGCAGACCCUCUGGAAGCGGGUCCAGGGUGUGGUGACCCCUCUCCUGGCGAGCAUGGUAUCUGUCCUGGACAGAGACAGCAACCUCGAGCUACUGAUCAGGCCAGACUCUCCAUCCUGGACAAGAGAUCUUUGGAUGUUUAUUUUCCGGGACAUGAAGCUUCUGAACAUUCCUCUUGUGACAAACGAUACGAGACCUAAGAGUGAGGUGCCCUACAUCACGGUGCAGAGCUACAUGAACCCUCCCGAGGACGUGUCCGGUGACGUCCCGUUUAGCUGGAGAAUCAAAGACUAUCUGGAGGAACUGCGGGUCCAGGCUCAUUACAUCACUGGAGCUGAAGGAGUGUCGAAGAAGUUAGUGGAAAUCUUUCGGCAGACCCCGCUGGGCAGGUUUCUUGCUCAGCUCAGUGUAGAAUGGCAGCAAGAACUGUUUAUGUGCUACAUUAAGGACUUUCUCCUCUUGACGAUGAGAGUGUCCACGUGCGAAGAACUGAAGGUUUUGCAGGUGGCACUGGGGUCCUGCAUCAACCAAAUGCAGGCAGGGAGGCCAGAGGAAGAUGUCUCCUUAACGUGGGUGCACCUCGCUUAUCAGCACUUCAGGGGCCGGCUGCAGAACUUGUCCAGAAUCUUGACUGUCUACCCCCAGAUUCUACAAGUGCUGUUUUACAACAUAACAGAAGGCCCAUGGAACACCAGAUUGGAUGGACAUGAGCUAACCCUGGAUGCACUGGCAGCAGUGGCCUGCACGGAGGUGCUGACAAGGGACAUCCUGCAGCCCAGCCCCCAGGUGUGGCUGCAGACGGUGAAGAAUCUGUCCAUGCCGCUGGAGCUCCUGGGCUCUGACGGGUACCUGCCAAGCUGCGGGAGGGUGGCCAGAGAUGUCAUCAGGGAAGUCAGAGCCCAUUGGAACCGCAUUUUCCCCGUGGCCCUUUUUGUGGAACACGUGCUCCUGGGGGUCGAGAGCCAGAUUCCUGAGCUGCAGGCGCUGGUGACUGAGUAUGUCUUCCUGCUGAACAAGUGUCUGCAGGACGACUCUGACAUCAAGACAUACAGGCCUUUUGUCGCAGUGAUGAGCACUCUACGUAAGUGCAAGGACCAGGCCAGCAAGACCCUCGCCAGGGUUGAGAUUCAGCCGUGCCCCGUAUGCCUGGGAGAUGCCCAGGACCCGGUCUGCCUACCCUGUGACCAUGUGUUCUGCUUGAGCUGCAUCAAGGUCUGGCUCACCUUAGGGCAGAUGAGAUGCCCCUUUUGUUUAACAGACUUGCCAGAAGACUACUCUCUAACCGUGUCCCAGGAACACAGGGAGGCCAUCAAGAAACACGCCUGCGUCCGGCAGCUGUGCAACAGUUUCUUCCUGGACCUGGUCUCCACUGUGUGCUUCAAAGAUAAUUCUCCACCACAGAAGAAGGUGAUCGAUGUUCUGCUAAAUUUACUCUUUGUGCAAAAGGACCUUUUAAGAGAUACUUCCCAAAGACACCGUGAACACACCAAAUCUCUCUCUCCGUUCGAUGAUGUUGUGGAUAAGACCCCUGUCAUCCGCUCGGUGGUCCUGAAACUGCUGUUGAAGUACAGCUUCCAAGAAGUAAAAAAUUAUAUCCAGGCUUACUUGUCCCUGUUGGAGGAGAAGGCCUUGGUAACUGAAGAUAAAACUGAGCUGUACAUCCUCUUCAGCAGCUGCCUGGAGGAUUCACUGUAUGAGAAGACUAGUGCUCUGUCUACCAGCAAGGAGCUGACAUACCUGAGGGAGGAAGGGGUCUUCCUGAAGACCUGCUUGCGGCGGCGUGGCCCGGAGCCAGCCAGCGAGGCGUCAGUGGAGUACCUGCAGGAGAUGGCCAGGAUCCGCCUGUGUCUCAACAGGGCUUCUGACUUCCUCAGCGAGCUUCAGGAGGGCUCAGAACUGGUCGGGGAGAAGCAGGGCUACCUGCAGCAGGUGGAGCGCUUCCUCAGGCAAGGCAGGAACGACUGGUACCGAGUGUACCUGCUGAGGAAGCUCGCCAGCCAGCGAGGGAUGGAGUUUGUGCAGCGCCUCUGCAGACAAGGCCAACCGGCACAGUGGGUGCUCCCCCAGGAGGCUGCGGUGCAGCAGGAGGAUCAUCCAAGCCAGAUGGACCCAUACCUAGUGCAUGGUGAUGAAUAUAAGGCUCUUCGUGAUGCAGUGGGCAAAGCUGUCCUUGAGUGCAAGCCCCUGGCUACUGUGGCUGGUCCGAAGGUCUGUAGGAACCCCGGCCCUCAGCAGGCGGCCCACUUACUGUUAGCGCUCUUCAGAGAGGUGGCCACUUUGUACCGAUUCCGUGACACAAACCUCCAUCCUAAGCCAGAGCAAUGUGAGGCUCUGAACAGGUUCAUCGAGGAAAGCAAGGUCCUGUCUUCUCCAGACAUGAGACAUUUUGCAACAUCCCUUGUGACCAACACGCUGCCCCUGCUGAGGACAGGUGCCGGGGACAGCAGCCUCGAGGGCACAGUGGCAGAGCUGGCUGUUCACACUGCGAUUGUCCUCCUGUGUGGACACAGCGAAGUCUUGGAACCCCUGCAGAAUCUGGCCUUCUCCCCAGCCGACAUGGUGAGUGCUUAUCUUCCAACGAUGCCCGAAGACUUGCUGGCUCAAGCUCAGAACUGGAAGGGCCUGGAAGGAGUCCACUGGUACAUAUGUCCCAAUGGCCACCCGUGCUCUGUGGGAGAGUGUGGCAGGCCAAUGGAACAGAGCCAUUGUGUUGACUGCGGUGCCCUAAUUGGAGGGAUUAAUCACAGACCUGAGACUGGAUUUCAAGUUAUCGAUAACAACAGAGACAGAACGCAGACUGGCCACGUGCUGGGAGCCCCACUGUCCAGAGGCGAAGCGGUGGUGUCUGACCGACAGCUGUCCCCAGUGGUCUUCCUGCUCAUCCGGUUGCUCACUCACCUGGCCCUGCUCCUGGGAGCCGCCUGGAGUCCUCAGGCUCUCAGGCACAUCAUCAAGCCUCCGGUGCAGGAUCCCAGAGGCUUUCUGCAGGAGCAUAUCCACAGUGACCUGCAGCAGCUGACGAAGACGCUGGGGAGGAGUGCCGACGAGACAGCCACCACGGUGCACCUCGUGCUGUGCAGCCUCCUCCGAGGGGAGCACCACCCUUCCCACAUGAGGCCUUUUGGUUUCGAUGCAAGACUGUCGACCAGAGAGCAGAGAAAUAGCUGGGAGAAGGCCAUGCAGACCCUCAUUCUCCCUGAGCUGGAGCAUCUGGAGAAAGCCCUGCUGACGGUGACAACCCUCAUCAGCCAAGAUGAGCGGAUCAGCUCCAACCCUGUGGCCAGAAUCGUGUACGGUGACCCGACGGCCUUCCUGCGUCAGCUGCCCCGGAAGAGUGUGGUCCACUGCUCUAAGAUGUGGUCCUGCAGGAGGAGGGUCACCGUGGAGUACCUCCAGCAUGUGGUAGAGCAGAAGAACGGGCGGGAAGCCGUGCCCGUCCUCUGGAAGUUCCUGCAGAAGGAGGCAGAGCUGAGACUCGUGAGAUUCUUGCCUGAGAUUUUGGCUCUGCAAAGGGAUCUCGUGAAGCGGUUCCAGAACGUUUCAGAAGCUGAAUACCAAUCUAUCCGCUCUUUCUUGAGCAGCCACCACGAAGACGGGUUGAAGCAGUUACUCCACAGAAGAGCUGAUAUUUUUCUGUCGACAUGGAAUAAGCUGAGGAGGUCACUUCAGACCAAUGGUGAAGUCAAGCUGCCAGAAGACUACUGCGCCGCCGACCUGGACAUGGACACUGAUUUCGAGGUCAUGCUGCCUCGUCGCCGUGGCCAGGGCCUCUGUUCCACCGCCUUAGUCAGCUACUUGAUCAGCCUGCACAACGAAAUUGUCUACACCGUGGAGAAGUUUUCCAGCGGAGGCAGCAGCUACUCCGUCGAUGCCUCCGAGAUCACAGACCUGCACGUCAUCAGUUACGAGGUCGAGCGGGACCUGAUGCCGCUGAUUCUGUCCAACUGCCAGUACCAGGUGGAGCAAGGCCAGGAGACCCUGCAGGAGUUCGACCUGGAGAAGAUCCAGCGCCAGAUCACCAGCCGCUUCCUGCAGGGCAAACCCAGGCUCACCCUCAAGGGAAUACCCACUCUGGUGUACAGACGGGACUGGAACUAUGAACAUCUCUUUACGGACAUCAGGAACAAACUGCCACAGGAACUCCUCCCCAACGCAGCCAUCAGCGCCAUUUGUGGGCAGCUGCUGUCCUUCAGUGAUGCGUGCGAAGCUCUGUCUGUCAUCGAAGUCACUCUGGGGUUUCUGAGCACAGCCGGCGGCGAUCCGAACAUGUCCUUGAAUGUGUAUGUCCAAGACGUGCUGCGCAUGAGCGACCAGACAGCCCUGGUUCUAACGGCCUUCAGCAGAUGCCAGCUGAAGCACACGAUUGCCCUCUGGCAACUCCUGUCGGCCCACAGGUCGGAACAGCUGCUCCGACUGCGUAAGGAGCCCUUCAGGGAUAUCAGUGCCCAGUACAAAGUAGGUCUCAGCCCAGAAAAUGCUAAGUGCCUCAGCGCUUUCCUGAAUCAGACGGACCUUGACUCCUUCCUCCUGGAGCUUCAUGAAAUGAUGAUCUUGAAACUGAAGAGCCCCCAGGCCAAGGACAUCUUCAAACCUGAGUGGACCCUGAGACACACUCUGGCAAGUUACAUGGAAACCAAAAACAGUGAAAUUCUUCCUGAGCUGGAAUUCCAGGUCCCAGAGAAGAUACUGUUGUGCAGUUGUGUCCCCGUGUGGAGCCUGGCUGCUGAGCUGAAACGGGGUCGGCAAGUGAGGUAG